Molecule: messenger RNA, 1488 nt
Organism: Penicillium cosmopolitanum
Lineage: Eukaryota; Fungi; Ascomycota; Eurotiomycetes; Eurotiales; Aspergillaceae
Exons: 5
Coding region: 1-1488 (495 amino acids)
Biological process (GO): positive regulation of transcription by RNA polymerase II
Cellular component (GO): nucleus
Molecular function (GO): transcription cis-regulatory region binding; DNA-binding transcription factor activity
Source: RefSeq, a predicted model, not a curated record
AUGGACCGCGACUCUUCCGCCUUCAAGCAUUGGCAUAAUUCUUCAAAUGGCAAUGUUGCGAAAGAAGCCUCGGGAACAUUUGAACAGGACCAAAUAUGGGUGGAUAUAGUUCAACCUUAUAAAUUUAUCGAUGAAACCAGUGUAGUUGCUGCUGAAUAUCUGACAUGCGUCAGCGGGAACAAUGAUUGGAUUGCGGAUCCAGACCAUGGAGGGCAAGGGCAACAUCGAAUGCAAUACGACCCCGUCCAUAGCACCGAGGGGAACAAAGUCGAUUCGUCUAUUCAAACAACCUUGGCACCACAGGUUUCAGAGCUAUCAGCGGAUGCUCAGAACAUGCGCGGGGUAGACAGACGAGACAUCUUGACAUCACCAAGCAAUCUAAAUUUUGCCCCGUCAGUGGGCUACCCAGCCACAUUUGAAGCCGAGGGUCUUGAAGACCUCAAUUGCCAGGUCCAUUUUCCUGAAAUUUCCGGUGUAUUGGAUGAUGCUUCGGGCAACCAACACAUCAAUAAUCCUAAUUCAUGGGUCGCCAUCACCCAAAGAGAGGGUGCUGCUGGUCGGGCUUUGCUUUCUAUGAGAAAUCGUAGCCUGAGUACUUGGAAACUAGAUCCCGGUCCGCUAAUUCGCCUUCGUCAUUCGACUGCUCUCCAAGGUGCCGCAAUCCUGCGUAUCUCAAAGGAGGAAACGGACCUGCUUCGUCAAUUUAGCACUGAAGUGGGAACUUGGAUGGACCUAUCUGACUUGUCUGAAACAUUUUCCAAGAAAGUCUGCCGAUUAGCCGUUCACGAUCCAUUGCUCAAAUCAGCGAGUAUUGCAUGUGCUACUAAGCAACAGUAUCUAGUCGGAAAGCUGGAAGAUGGCAUGGAAAUCGCCCAAAAGAACUACGACGUCGCUAUCUCACUUCUCAUCAAUCGACUCUGGGACUCGGACGAGCAACUUGCUGAGUACGGCUUUGCAGCCAUUGUUAUCUGCUCAUGCUAUGAAAUGUUAGAUGCCCCUACGGCCAAUUGGCAGAGACAUCUGGACGGUGUUUUCUCCUUCGGCAGGGUGCAAAAAGUAAAUGGAUCAUCUGGAGGCAUUGCACAAGCAGCAUUCUGGUCCAUCGCGCGGCAGGAAGUAGUUUGUGCUCUAAUCAGUCGGUCAAAGCUGCGGCUUGAUCCAGACCAUUGGGCCGUUGAUCUUGAAAAUAUUGGGCAGGAAGGGAGGGAGGAUUUAGUAAACAACCAUUACAAAAGCAUUCUGACGAAGGAAAGAAUUCUUACCAUUCUCGCCAAAGUCGUGGACCUGAUGGCUUCUUCUCAAUUACACACUUUAAGUAAGAUGAUCGAUGAAUGGCAUAAACUUCGGGUCCAGCUUGAACAUUGGCAGAAUUGCGUAAAGGACAAGGGGUUCAUGGAUCCUGUUUCUGUUCUUGACGAGGAGGAUAGCGUGUUCCAAUCUAUUUGGUUUACACGGGGUGUUUGUGGUCAGCUUUCUCCCAUACCAUGA